AUGCUUUUGACGAGUAUUUUCAUCGUAACCAUCGCUUGCAUAGUUAUUUUUUAUUUGUGGACCAUUAAUCGCCUUUAUGAUUAUUUCAAAUGUCGAAAUAUUCCGGGCCCACUGCCCCGUUUCUUCUAUGGUCAUAAUAAAGAGUUUUGGUCAACCGAAACUUAUUCUAAACAGUUACAAGAAUGGACUCGUCAAUAUGGAUCAAUCUAUGGUUUAUUCGAAGGUACAAUACCUAUGUAUGUUGUAUCCGAUGCUGAUUUUCUUCAAGUUUACAUUAAACAAUUUUCAUCUUUUCAUUCACGACCUAUUUCGAGAAUAAUGCGUGUGGAAAAUGAUGGAAAGAUUCAUUUAUCUAGAGCAACUGGUAAACGAUGGCGUUAUCAACGAGAUAUUAUUAAUUUAAUGUUUUCGACUGUUAAACUUAAUUCACUGGUGCCGUUGAUGAAUGAUUGCCUGAGUACAAUGCUGAAAAAAUUAUCUUUUGGAACAAGAAACAGCAAUGUUGAAAUUAAUAUUUUUGAUUCUUAUAAACAUAUGACUAUGGAUGUUAUUUGUCGAUGUGCAUUUGAUAUUAAUUCUAAUUGUCAAAAUACUUUUAACAUUACAUAUUUAAAGGAAUUCGAAGAAUUAUGCGAAACAAAUACGGAUCAAAUACCAAUUUUUCAAUUGAGUAAUUUAAUGCCAUUUCUAGCACAUCCUUUACAUGAUUUUCUGUUUUGUCUACUGGCUGUUCGUAAAAGAACAGCUGAGCUGAUACCGACAUUAAGAAAAUAUAUUAGAGAAUUUCCUGUUGUCUGUUUAAUUAAUAGAAUUUAUGAAAUUGUUGAUCUUCGAAAAAAAUCAUUAUCGAAAUCGAAUAAAUCUACAGACUUUUUACAAUUUAUGAUUGAUACUUUCAUUGAUGAUGAAAUCACAGAUGACACUGUUGCUCAGCUGAGAUCAAAAGCACUAAGUUCAGAUGAAAUAGCAAGUAAUAUAUUUAUUUUCGUAGCUGUUGGUUACGAAACAGUAUCAACUACAUUAGCUUAUUGUACAUAUGUGUUGGCAACAAAACCAGAUAUUCAAGAAAAACUUUUUAAUGAAAUUAAUCAAAACCUGUCGGAUGACAUUGAUAACGAUUCUAUAGAUGAUGUUGAAACGAAUUUUUCGUACUUGGAUAUUUUUGUACGCGAAGUUCUUCGAAUGUUUCCUAUAACAACUAAAGCAAUGACUCGAGAAUGUAAUAUAACAACAACUGUCUGUGGACAUACUAUUGAAAAGGGAUGUAUUAUUCAACCGGAUAUUUUCAGUAUUCAUUAUAAUCAAGAUUUAUGGGGACCUGAAGAUCCCAAUCUUUUUAUACCUGAACGACAUCAACGAAAUCGUCGUUUAAUUGCUUCUAUGCCAUUUGGAGUUGGUCCGAGAAAUUGUGUUGGAAUGAAAUUUGCUUUAAUGGAAAUAAAAAUUUGCUUGAUUCAAUUACUUCGUCAAAGUCGAAUUUUGCCUGGAGAAAAACUGGAACAAGGAUUUAAAUGUAAAGAAAGACUUAUUAUUCAGCCUGAUGCUAUUUUUAUUAAACUUGAAAAACGUAAAAUUGAAAAAUAUAGUUCAUUGUCUCAUGGUCUCGUAGACUAA
Molecule: messenger RNA, 1614 nt
Organism: Rotaria socialis
Lineage: Eukaryota; Metazoa; Rotifera; Eurotatoria; Philodinida; Philodinidae
Source: the annotation of a GenBank genome assembly